AUGUCGUAUCAACUGCGUCCCGCCCAGCCGCAGGACGACGCCCCAAGCCAGGUCGCGCCGACCUACAACCCAACAUUCACCGUCAGCGCCCCGUCCUACUUCUCCUACGCGCCGCCACAGCCUCAUCCUCACCCUCACCCUCACCCACAAUACCCUAACCUGCACGCGCCGCAACCCCCGCUGCCGCCGCCGCCGCCCGUCUAUUACGACCACGACGGCUUCGCGCGCACGCAGUCAUGGCUCGCGGCCCAGCCACCCGCCCCGGCCAUGUCGCCGCCCGCCCCCGCCAAGACGGUCGUCAGCGAGUGGACGUCGGCCUCGUCCACCACCGAGGCCAGCUUUGACCGUCGCACGCUGGGGGCCGGCGCGCCGUCGGCCAUGACCAUGGCCAUGCCGCCGCGACCGAAUCGCAGGGUCUGCGGCAUCAGGCGCAGCCAUUUCUACGUCAUUUUUGCCAUCGGCAUGUUUUUGCUUGUCGUGGGUAUCGCGGUUGGGUUGGGUGUUGGGCUUGCUUCUAGGGAUACGAGCGCACCAACACCAACAUCAACAACAUCGCCCGACGGCACAUCAACGCAAACAUCCCCCACACCCAGCUUCACCGGCAUCCAAGCCGGCGACACCGUUGCGUGCCCCGGCGACAACAACAGGGUAUACCUCUCGGCGAGCACAUCGAAGGCAUUCAACAUCCAGUGCGGGCAGGACUACAACUCCGCGGGCGGCGCCGUGGACCUUGCGCACAUGAUCAAGGCGACGCUGGCCGAGUGCAUCGACGCGUGCAGCGGGCGCCAAGACUGCGUCGGCGUCGGGUACGGCUCGUACGAGGGCGAGCUGACGUGCUGGAUGAAGAGCCAGCUCGGGACGCCGAAUACGAGCACCGAUGAUUGGGCGUUUGCGCAGCUGCAGGAUAUGAGCGAUGUGGCAUGA
Molecule: messenger RNA, 924 nt
Organism: Anthostomella pinea
Lineage: Eukaryota; Fungi; Ascomycota; Sordariomycetes; Xylariales; Xylariaceae
Source: the annotation of a GenBank genome assembly